Hyaloscypha bicolor E is the source of this 564-nucleotide messenger RNA. RefSeq lists its product as uncharacterized. The coding region runs from base 1 to 564 and encodes 187 amino acids. The transcript has 4 exons. Lineage: Eukaryota; Fungi; Ascomycota; Leotiomycetes; Helotiales; Hyaloscyphaceae. The record is from RefSeq and is a predicted model, not a curated record.
AUGUCGAACACUGAGCAGCGGCCCUAUGUGCCAGCAAAGGCGGUCCCUACUGACUAUCCCCUCAUCGACUCUGAUCCACAUUUCAAGAGAGUCGUUGCCUAUGCUCGUCCCGGGGAUUACGCCUUUGGAGCUGCGGCGGCGGCAGCUGGACCAGGCCUAAUGUUAACGUGGGAGAAAUUCGCUCCGUCAUAUGUGGGCAAGGGUGGAUUUGCGCCGAUUAUGCGACUCACGGGUGUGAUUGGGCUUGGCGCUGGGUUUUUGAUGUUCUAUCAGCGGUCGAUUUUGCGCUUCUACGGCUUCACAGAAAACAAGAGAGAGGUCGAGAUGGACAUGAAGGAGAUGGUGGCCAAAGUCAAGAAGGGAGAGCCGCUAUACGGAACCAGCACAACGACACCAUAUGUGCAGGGCAUGGCGGCCAGAAACUCGAGAUAUUCGGGUCUGUUUCUGCAUGUUAUUCCGUGGUUCAAUUUUGUGAAUCACAAUCAGCAUGGCGUGGAUACGGCGAAGUAUUAUCAGCAAGCAGAGAGGGAGUUGGACGCUGAGAGGACGGGAAGAAAACUUUAG